AUGUAUCACGAAAGCGCUUCAUCUGGUUUACUACCUGUGCACCGUCUUUCGGUAAAAUACGAGUGACGACUCCCUCGACUCCGACAUCUCAACGAAUGAUGACAGAAAAAUGACAAGCAGCCCUUCGGAAAUGAAAGAUGGAGGAAAAACGAUUUCCGAUCACCCCUCGGAUAUAAAAGGCCUUCGAAGACGUCAUCGGCUCUCUUUUUCGCUCCGGUCGUCAUCUAUACAUGGAAGUGCACGGAAAACGUAAUGUAAAUUAAGAAAUUAUAAGUAGUGUUUAAGAAAUAAACGGCAUGAAAUAUAGUGAAUUAGAAGUUUAAAAGUAAAAAUAAAGUGAAAUUAUAGCAUGAACUAGAAUAAAGUGAAUUCUUAAACAAAAGUGGACUAAGAAGUGUAGUGCGUGAGUGAUCAUCCGAAGUACUGAGGGAGAACAGAAAAUUGGGAACUACUUCCUGACCUGGGACACUGAACAGCGGUUUCUCAGCUAUCGUUCACCGUUCACCUACGUUAUCGACAAAGUGGUCCUUCGAGCCGGAUAACCGGAUUCAACGUGGAACUCCGGUGUAUCGCCAGUCCUUCGCAACAUAUCCCCACGUGUCAGGUCAGGUUAAGGAUCCAUCGAAACUUCUGGAGCCUCGCGGGAUUAUAGAAUACAAGGCAAAUCAUUGCCUGUAAGCAGCUCAUUUCAUCCCUUCACGAUGUCCGGCGAACGGCGAAUCAAGACCUUGAAGACGAGGCAGAAGAGCAUUCUGAUGUCCUUCGGUCUCAUCAAGACGUUCGUGGACGACUUCAAUGAGGAAACCGAUGCAUGUGAAGUAUCGGUCCGAUUAGAACAUCUCGUCAAUUUGUGGAACGAUUUCAACGGCAAUCAAGCAGAGCUCGAAACGCUCGACGAAGUUGCUAUCGACGAUCACCUUAAAAGCCGCGUUGAUUUCGAGACCUCGUACUUCAAAGUGAAGGGAUUCCUACUGUCCAUGAAUAAAGAAACACCGGUUUCCCCUCGCACGUCUUCGUCCUCUACAUUCACCGCGCACAGCCCUGUACAGUCGUCGCAUGUAAGGUUGCCCGACAUAAAACUGCCCAACUUCGCCGGAAAUCUCGACCAAUGGCUAAAUUUCCACGAUCUCUUCGUGUCCCUAGUCCACUCGUCGCACGAACUCUCUAACAUUCAAAAAUUUUAUUAUCUACGGUCUUCGCUGUCCGGAGAAGCGUUGAAGCUGGUCCAGACGAUAGCCAUUAGUGCAAACAACUAUCAAGUCGCUUGGAAUCUACUACUCGAUCAUUAUCAAAAUCCGCUGCGUCUAAAACAAUCCUACGUCGAUGCCCUAUUCGAAUUUCCGUCCAUCAAAAGGGAGUCCUCCACGGAAUUGCAUUCCCUAGUUGAAAAAUUUGAGGCCAACGUCAAGGGUUUAGCUCAAUUAGGAGAGAAGACGCAGUUCUGGGACGUUCUUUUGAUUCGUAUGUUGAGCAUCCGCUUGGAUCCGACUACUCGAAGGGAUUGGGAGGAACAUUCAUCCACGUUGAAUGUUAUAACCUUCAAGGAGCUUACUACGUUCAUCCAGCGACGCGUGACAGUUCUUCAAACCAUCGGGAAGACCAUCGACACUUCUUCAUCGGUUCCCAACAAGAAAUUGGGGCAACGGGUCAUCGCCAGUCACGGCGCUAGUCAAAUGAGUCAACGCAAAUGUAUAUUUUGCUCGGAUCACCAUCCACUAUACCAAUGCAUCGUGUUUUCAAAAAUGAGCGUCGAUGAAAAGGAGAAGGAGGUCCGGCGCCACCAACUGUGCCGGAAUUGUCUUCGUAAGGGGCACCAGGCGAAAGAAUGUCCAUCUUCGAGCACCUGCCGCAAGUGUAGAGGUCACCACCAUACCCAACUGUGUUUUAACCCUGCACAAGUCAACUCUAAAGUCAUCGAGCCCCCUCAGCCCAAGGAGAGCGGAAGUCAUCAACCAACCGAUCAACCUUCUGCGUCGGUGUCAGCAACACUCGCCGACCAUGCUAGCUAUGCCUCAGCUGGACGAGGACGUAAGGGUGUCCUACUUGCUACAGCGGUUGUCAUUGUCGUCGACGACAACGGGGUCGAACAUACAGCUAGAGCCCUGUUAGAUUCUGGUAGUGAGUGCUGCUUCGCUACGGAAUCGUUUUCCCAACUCAUCAAGGUCCAGCGCAAACGUAUCCAUCUUCCAAUCGCCGGAAUAGGACAGUCUUCGACAGAAUCUCGCUUCAAAUUCGCAUCAACAAUUCGAUCACGUGUGUCUGAAUUCUCCGCCAACGUGGAACUGCUCGUCUUGCCAAAGGUCGCAAUCGAUUUGCCCUCUACGACGAUCAACACAUCUUCUUGGAACAUACCAUCGGGGGUUCAACUGGCCGAUCCCGCUUUCUACGAGCCUUCCAAAGUCGACCUGAUUCUGGGCGCCGAAAUUUUCUUUGAUUUGUUCAAGGUAUCAGGUAGAAUUUCACUGGGCCCAGGUUUACCAGUCCUCGUCAACUCCGUUUUUGGCUGGGUAGUGUCCGGGCGAAGUGCUCACCAUCCAACAACUGCACCUAUCGUCGCCAACGUCGCUUCCAUCGUUGACCUGCACGAGCUCCUGCAAAAAUUUUGGACAAUCGAAGAAGAUGGAGUUCAAUCAUGUUAUUCAGUCGAGGAAGCAGCUUGUGAAGAACACUUUCGCCGUACGGUCACUCGCACACAUCAAGGACGGUAUGUUGUCAGCUUGCCCAUCAAGGAAGAAAUCCUCGCCAAUCUUGGGGACAAUCGUCGCACCGCUAUUCGCCGCUUCCACUUUCUGGAGGGGAAACUCACCAAGAACGAAGAGCUUUACCAGCAGUAUCGAGACUUUAUGGAAGAGUAUUUGAAACUCGGUCACAUGCAACUUGUAAGGGACUCCCAGCAUACCCAUCUACCGCGGUAUCAUCUCCCGCACCAUGCCGUAAUAAAAGAGGAUAGUACUACAACCAAAGUACGCGUGGUAUUUGACGCUUCCUGUCCUACAAUCAAGGGACCUUCCUUGAACAAUGCUUUAAUGGUGGGGCCAAUUGUGCAAGAAGAUCUGCGGUCGAUCACGAUGCGGUCCCGAAUCUAUCCAGUUCUGCUCAACGCUGACAUCAAACAAAUGUAUCGUCAAAUACUAACGGACGAGAAAAGCAACAGCCUACAGCAUAUCGUUUGGAGAUCAUCUCCUGAAGCACCGUUGCAGACGUAUGAGCUUAAAACUGUAACAUACGGUACCGCCAGUGCACCAUUUCUUGCGACUCGAGUGCUCAAGCAACUGGCAGACGACGAACAUAGCGAGUUUCCAAAGGCAGCCACGGUUCUUCGAAAAGAUUUCUAUAUCGACGACCUAUUCUCAGGAGCAGCCACGGUAGAAGAAGCUAUCGACCUGAGAAUUCAACUAGAAUCUCUGCUCAAGAAGGGCGGAUUUGAGCUUAGAAAAUGGGCUUCCAACGAACCAGCCGUCAUACAGGACGUCCCACUUGAGAAUAGGGCUCUCAAGGACACCAUUGACUUCGACAAGGAACAGUGCAUAAAGACUCUUGGUUUGCAUUGGGAACCAGGCACAGACGUACUUCGCUACAAAAUCUUCCUGCCAUCUACCUUUCCAACCGACGAAGGACUCACAAAACGUAUGCGUAUGGCACUCUCCCACAUCGCAAGACUAUUCGAUCCUUUGGGACUUGUGGGGCCAGUCAUCACAACCGCAAAAAUUUUUAUGCAAGGAAUCUGGUGUCUCAUCGACGAAGAUGGCAAACCUUGGAGUUGGGAUAAAGAGCUGCCUGCUUCAUUCAAAACCCGAUGGAACAAUUAUCAGUCCCAGCUUCCCAACCUAAACGAGCUGCGUGUGGCCCGCUGCGUCAUAUUUCCAUCGCCGACAACGUUGCAAAUCCACAUUUUCACUGAUGCAUCUGAAAACGCAUAUGGGGCAUGCGUCUACAUUCGGUCUACAAGUACCGCAGGCGACGUGAAGGUAGCAUUACUGGCCUCAAAAUCGAAGGUGUCUCCACUCAAGAAACAGAGCAUUCCGCGACUUGAACUGUGCGGCGCGCUCAUUGGUGCUCAACUGUAUGAAAAGGUCGUCGCAUCUCUCCAACUCAACGCCGACACUUUCUUUUGGGUCGACUCAACAGUCGUACUAUGCUGGCUAAAGUCUCCUCCUUCAGCGUGGACAACAUUCGUAGCGAAUAGGGUAUCAAAAAUCCAACUAGCCACCGUCAACUGCUCGUGGAAUCACAUCGCAGGCGUGCAAAACCCGGCUGACCUCAUCUCGAGAGGAACUACUGCAAACGACAUCGUAGCAAGCAAGCUUUGGUGGAACGGGCCGGACUGGUUGGCUCAAAAAAUGACGGAAUGGCCCACAGCACAACUAAACUCGUCACAGUCAAUGGAAGCUCUUCAGGAGGCGAAAAGGACCCAAACCGUUGCUGUCACAGCUACCGAGGAGCUGUCCUUUAUCGAUGAGUACAUCCUCAAGUACUCGAACUACUAUCGAAUGUUGCGCGUCACAGCCUACUGCCUCCGUUUUGUGCGAAAAUGUCAUCGAAAGUUCUCUGAGCAGCCAUCAACCGAACCUCCCACUUGUUAUCUCACCACGGACGAAAUCAAAUCUGCGGAGUUGGCGCUCAUUGCUAUGGUCCAAAGGCAGUGUUUUAGCAACGAAUGGGAGCAACUCCAGCAGCGGAAACCUAUAUCACCGAAAUCGCGACUACGAUGGUUUCAUCCGUUCAUAGACGAGCAUCGGGUACUUCGACUAGGCGGUCGACUCAGCAAAUCGCAGUUACCAUACGACAGCAAACAUCAAAUCCUACUACCAUCAUCCCAUCCAAUCUCGGCACUACUUCUCCGAUCUCUGCACCUUCGGCAACUCCACGCAGCCCCACAACUUCUCCUAGCAAUUCUUCGUACUCGGUAUUGGGUCAUAGGGGCCAGAGAUAUUGCCAAAAGGAUCACUCGUAAUUGCGUCGUUUAAUUCCGAAAUCGUCCUAAGUCCAUUCAACAAUUUAUGGCGGAAUUACCUACGGCGAGAGUUUCUGCUGCCAGACCGUUUACUACGACAGGCGUGGACUAUUGGGGCCCAAUCCAGGUGAAAUCCCAGCAUAGAAGAGCAGCACCCACUAAGGCGUAUGUGGCCGUGUUUGUCUGCUUUAGUACCAAAGCAGUGCAUUUGGAAUUAGUGGCAGAUCUUACAACAGCAAAAUUCAUCCAGGCACUACGCAGAUUUGUAUCACGGCGUGGACUUUGCUCCGACAUCCACAGCGAUAAUGGUCGGAAUUUCGUCGGUGCCGCAAACGAACUGCGGAAGUUGGUUACCAGCACAGAACACAAGGCGGCGAUUGCGGAGGAGUGCAACGUUCACGGUAUUAGAUGGCACUUCAAUCCACCUGCUGCUUCCCAUUUUGGUGGACUAUGGGAGGCGGCCAUUUCCUCUGCGCAGAAGCACUUUCAUCGAGUACUAGGUCCACACAUAUUGCCCUUCGACGAAACCGAAACGUUACUCACUCAAAUUGAGUGUUGCCUCAAUUCAAGACCAAUAAUUCCUAUCAGCGACGAUCCUAGUGACCUCCAGGUGCUAACGCCGGGCCACUUCCUCACUGGCUCAGCUUUGAAAAGCGUUCCUGACAACGACUACACCGAUAUUCCGCUCAACCGUCUUCACAAGUGGCAACAGACGCAGAAGAUCUUCCAACAUCUAUGGCAGAGAUGGCACCUUGAAUACUUGGCUACCCUUCAGCCGCGAACGAAAUGGCUGCAACCAUCGACUGGCAUUGAAAAAGGGCAGCUGGUUAUCAUAAAAGAUGAAAAUACUCCACCGAUGUGCUGGCGGACGGCACGCAUAAUUGGCCUACACCCUGGAACCGAUGGCAUAGUUCGUGUGGUUACACUGCGAACAUCACAAGGAACCUGCAUGAGGCCAGUAUCCAAAUUGUGCUUGCUUCCAUUUGCUGCGUCAUCACCAAGCAAAACAAUUCCAUCAGAAGAUGCUUCGAUCCAGUCAUCGACGAACCAAGAGGAAACAAAAUCUCCGGAACCAGCAGCCACUACUUCCAACGAUGCCAACAGAAGCCUACAAUGACAAGGAAAUACAAUGCCCUUUUCUCAAAGGGACAAGGUGAGAACCUGUCCAUUUAAUUUAACAUUCGCGAAACCCGCUACCGGGUCUUUUGUUUUCGAUUUUUUUCAACUAGCCCGUCGACGAAGUCCAAAGUAUCAGCAGCAAACGAGAUUCCUGAUCUGAUGAUGCAUAAACGUCAACCAAGCACGAGUUCGGACCGGCAUCAGCAGAUGGGAAACAACAACAAUACGAGGGAUAACCUGCAGAAGAAAAUUGAUUGGAAUCAGAAAGGCGUUUUCUGAAGGGGCCAGAAUGUUCAUGUAUCACGAAAGCGCUUCAUCUGGUUUACUACCUGUGCACCGUCUUUCGGUAAAAUACGAGUGACGACUCCCUCGACUCCGACAUCUCAACGAAUGAUGACAGAAAAAUGACAAGCAGCCCUUCGGAAAUGAAAGAUGGAGGAAAAACGAUUUCCGAUCACCCCUCGGAUAUAAAAGGCCUUCGAAGACGUCAUCGGCUCUCUUUUUCGCUCCGGUCGUCAUCUAUACAUGGAAGUGCACGGAAAACGUAAUGUAAAUUAAGAAAUUAUAAG
This is a messenger RNA of Aedes albopictus (Asian tiger mosquito), 6642 nucleotides long. RefSeq lists its product as uncharacterized. The coding region runs from base 702 to 4967 and encodes 1421 amino acids. Gene Ontology annotation, molecular function: nucleic acid binding; zinc ion binding. The transcript has 2 exons. The record is from RefSeq and is a predicted model, not a curated record. NCBI's taxonomy places the organism in Eukaryota, Metazoa, Arthropoda, Insecta, Diptera, Culicidae.